Schistosoma curassoni is the source of this 1281-nucleotide messenger RNA. The record is from the annotation of a GenBank genome assembly. Lineage: Eukaryota; Metazoa; Platyhelminthes; Trematoda; Strigeidida; Schistosomatidae.
AUGGUUAAUGAACAAUUAGUGACAAAUAUACCUUUACCAAAUGCAGACGAUCCAGAUUUGUUAGAUCCGAAUAGUGAUCCAGAGCAUCCUAAAGUGAUUGUAUUUGAAGAAGUGAAGGCUGCCAGUGAACUUAUAAAAGAUGGAAUAAUUUAUACACCGUGUAAAAAGUCUCAGCUGUCAUUGGAAUACAAUAUGGAUAUUUACUUUAAAAAGGAAUUUCUUCAAGUAACUGGAAGCUUUAAAGAAAGAGGAGCUCGCAAUGCACUACUUCAGUUGACGUCAGAAGAAGCUAAACGUGGUGUAAUUGCAUGUAGUGCUGGUAACCAUGCACUUGGUUUGGCAUAUCAUGGAAGUUUGUUAAAAAUACCAAUUACUAUUAUUAUGCCUGUAAACUCAAGUUUGAUGAAACAAGAACGUUGUAAGAAGUAUGGUGGACUCGUUUUACUGAAAGCAAAGUUAAACAACUUAUUUUUAAUCAAUGGUUAUGAUCAUCCACAUAUUUUAUCUGGACAAGGUACCAUUGGUGUAGAAAUCUUAGAACAAGUUCCUGAUGUGGAUGCUAUUAUUGUACCAGUUGGUGGAGGUGGUUUAUUAGCUGGACUUUGUGUGGCAGUUAAAUCUAUUCGACCAGAAGUUAUGAUAGUUGGUGUAGAAUCUAAUCGUUGUCCUGGUUUUCAAGAAGCUAUGUUCGCUGGUAAACCAGUCUACACAGAAAAUCGUCAAUCAUCUGCAGAUGGCUUAGCUGUUUCUGUGGUUGGUGUGAAUUCCUUUGAAACAGCUCAUAAAUUAGUUGAUAAAGUGGUAACUAUUGAUGAAACAUAUAUCUAUCGUGCAGUUGUUCGUUUAUUAGAAUUUGAGAAAUCUGUUGUAGAAUGUUCUGGGGCUACUUCAUUAGCUUUAAUUAUGGCAAAUGUUUUGCCUGAAUUAAUCGGAAAAAAAGUUGUAUGCAUUCUAAGUGGAGGAAAUAUUGACAUCUCAUCACUAAGCCGUGUUAUUGACAAAGGAUUAGCACUUGAAGGUCGUCUCUGUCGAUUCAUAGUUGUUUUAAAUGAUCAACCUGAAAGUAUUUCAGAACUAUGUCUAAUUUUGAACGACAUCGGAGCUAACAUAAAAGACAUUAGUCACGAACGUAUUUGGUCAACAUCAGGUAUACUCCAAGUUCAGGUGAAAUGUACUUGUGAAAUACAGAAUGGUUCACGUAGAAUUGAUUUAGAGCAUGCAUUGAAAACAAAAUAUAAACAUGUUAUUUGGGGUGAGAAUGAUUUAAUGAUAACAUAUUAG